UCUGAAAAUGCGUGAAUCCAACAGUCUGAUGCUCCACACUGAAUCCAUUCAGUCAAUCUGAGCUACUUGGAGAGAGAAUUUGAGUAACAGCUCCUGAGAGAGGACAUCCCCUGCUCUGGAGGCUGGAGCCGGGACGACGCGGGACCAAGGCUGUUGAGGGCUUUUGUACAGAGAGAGGGACCUGAGUCACCUGCUUGAAAAAUGGCAUUUAGAUAGAGCCACGAUGAUCUGGACGAGAACCGCAGCAGGGAUGAACAUGACAGAUAAGUCAUCUUUCCUAGAGGAGGAACUGCUGGCCAACUCCACCUGGGACCACCCCUUCAGUCCUCAAAACUUUACCCUCACUCCUCCUUUUCUACAAGACAAGACGAGCACCCCCAGACCUGCAGCAUGCGAGCAGGUUCACAUCGCUGUAGAGGUUUUUCUGAUCCUGGGUAUCAUCUCAUUGCUGGAAAACAUCUUGGUUAUUACAGCCAUAGUAAAGAACAAGAACCUUCACUCCCCCAUGUACUUCUUUGUCUGCAGCCUGGCAGUAGCAGACAUGCUAGUUAGCGUGUCCAACGCCUGGGAGACCAUCAUCAUUUAUCUCCUGAACAACAGACAGCUGGUGGUGGAGGAGCACUUCAUCAGGCAGAUGGACAAUGUGUUCGACUCAAUGAUCUGCAUCUCUGUUGUUGCUUCCAUGUGCAGCCUGCUGGCCAUCGCUGUGGACAGGUACGUCACUAUCUUCUAUGCUCUGAGGUACCACAACAUCAUGACCGUAAGGAGAGCCGGCUGCAUCAUCGGAGGAAUCUGGACGUUCUGCACUGGCUGUGGAAUCGUCUUCAUCAUCUACUCUGAAACCACUCCCGUCAUCAUCUGCCUGGUCUCCAUGUUCUUCGCCAUGCUGCUCAUCAUGGCCUCCCUGUACAGCCACAUGUUCAUGUUGGCCCGCUCGCAUGUCAAACGGAUCGCUGCCCUCCCAGGCUACAACUCCAUCCACCAGCGCACCAGCAUGAAGGGAGCCAUCACCCUAACAAUCCUCCUGGGGAUCUUCAUCGUCUGCUGGGCUCCCUUCUUCCUCCACUUGAUCCUGAUGAUCUCCUGUCCACGCAACCUGUACUGCGUGUGCUUCAUGUCGCACUUCAACAUGUACCUCAUCCUCAUCAUGUGCAACGCCGUGAUCGACCCUCUGAUCUAUGCCUUCAGGAGUCAGGAGAUGAGGAAGACUUUUAAGGAAAUCAUUUGCUGUUACAGCUUGAGAAAUGCCUGCACCAACAUCUGUGCUCUAACUGGUAAAUACUGAGAGACAGAAAAGGUGGAGAUGAACGUCAGGACAGGUAGGAUGAACUGAAAUCAAUCUGACACUGGAGAAAAACAUUACAGACUCUAAAAUCAAUGCACUUUUUAUCAGGCGUGCUUUACCCCAAAUAUUAAAACGUAUGAGCUGCAAAGGAGACUGCACCAUUAAAAUGUGUCCUAAUGUUCUAAGGUACUGUAGCCACCACUUACACAAAGAGGCUAGUAUAUUAGGUGCAUUAUCUAAACACCCAGCAAGCAACAUCUGAAAUCACGAGUUAUUUGAAAAUGCGUCACAAAUAACUGGCCUGCUUUUCAUUUUCCCUGACAUUUCUAUUUUUUUCUUUUCUAAACAAUGGGAUUAUUAUUUUUUUAUGACUGAAAAAGAAAAAGAAAACAUUUUCUUUUCCCAAUAAUACUACUGAACUGUGAAGGUUGAAAGCCUCCUUAUAUAUGUGCUUUCAGUUACACCUCCAGUGUUGCUUUAGAGCACCGGACGUGCAUAUCCUUAGCAAUUAAGAUUACGUGCAUGAAUGAGUAGCCGGGGCUAUGAGUCAGCAUCAAGUCAAGUUUGGAAAGGAAGCUGUGUUUCCGGCUACUGCUGUUUUUCUGCUGUGACCGCAACAUUAACAGGAACUCCAGCCAAUUCAAAUCUGUUUUCAGAUGUUGGGGAGCAUACACGGAGAAGGUCAUGUUAAGACUUGUGAUGUCAGCAGAAGAAGCUAAAUGGGACCUGAACACUCCUGGAGACCAAAAUUUGUGAUUUUCAAAACCUAAAUUUAAAAAAAUUAUAAAUCUUUUUCAGUGUGAGCAAAA
Messenger RNA from Melanotaenia boesemani (Boeseman's rainbowfish), 2094 nucleotides. RefSeq names its product melanocortin 5a receptor (gene mc5ra). Gene Ontology annotation, molecular function: melanocortin receptor activity. The record is from RefSeq and is a predicted model, not a curated record. The transcript has 6 exons. Gene Ontology annotation, cellular component: membrane. Gene Ontology annotation, biological process: G protein-coupled receptor signaling pathway. NCBI's taxonomy places the organism in Eukaryota, Metazoa, Chordata, Actinopteri, Atheriniformes, Melanotaeniidae. Bases 224 to 1285 code for a protein of 353 amino acids.